Messenger RNA from Thamnophis sirtalis, 1799 nucleotides. The record is from RefSeq and is a predicted model, not a curated record. Lineage: Eukaryota; Metazoa; Chordata; Lepidosauria; Squamata; Natricidae.
GGAAGUGCCCGCGGACCAAGUGCGCGCGAUGUGGGCGCUGCGGACCCCGCCGUUGCUGAGGUUUCCCAAGCAUGUUGGCUGUUGGGCUCGCGGGACGGUGUCCGCAGGACCCAGCACGGGCCAAAAGGCGAAGCCGGACUCCAAAUAUCGUGAAACGAUCUUAUUGCCCCAAAGCGAUUUCCCCAGCCAGUUGCCUGGCCGGCUGCAGCCCGAAACUGAAUUGGAGAUACAGCAGAAAUGUAGCUUUUCAGAACUGUAUUCUUGGCAAAGACAAAGGAAAACAAAGCAAGAUUUUUGUCUUCAUGAUGGACCACCUUAUGCCAAUGGAGACCCACAUGUUGGUCAUGCUUUGAAUAAAAUUUUAAAAGACAUCACAAAUCGAUUCUAUGUCAUGAAUGGCUAUAAAGUGCACUAUGUUCCUGGAUGGGAUUGCCAUGGGUUACCCAUUGAGUUGAAAGCAUUAUCAGAAUGUGGAGAAACAAAACAUCUUACACCAAUGGAAAUCAGAAAGAAAGCCAAAGCAUUUGCAGAAAAGGUAAUUAAAAAACAGAAAUCAGCAUUUAUGCGCUGGGGCAUAAUGGCAGAUUGGGAGAACUGCUACUACACAUUUGAUCCAAAGUAUGAAGCAAAACAGUUGAGUGUUUUCCACCAAAUGUAUGAAAAGGGUUUUGUUUAUCAAGACUAUAAGCCAGUGUUUUGGUCUCCUUCAACAAAUACAGCUUUGGCUGAAGCAGAACUUGAAUACAACCAGCAACAUACUAGUCAAGCUGUUUAUAUCAGAUUUCCCUUGCUGAAACCCCCUCCCAAAAUAGCCUCUGCAGUAGAUGGAUUACCUGCAGUGAGUUUGAUAGUAUGGACCACCCAGCCCUGGACUAUUGUAGCCAAUCAAGCUGUCUGUUUUAUGCCAAAUCUGGAGUAUUCCGUUGUGAAGUGUUCCAGUACUGAGGAGCAUUUUAUAGUUGCUGCAGAUAGAGUUCAGUCUAUAGCUGCUGUUUUGGAUACGCAGUUUGAUGUGAUUUCAACAUUUAAAGGUACAGAUUUGGAAAGUGGAAUUUGUUCCCAUCCAACAAUUCCUGGAAGGCAGUCUCCUCUUUUGCCUGCAAACCAUGUGACCAUAUCAAAAGGAACAGGAUUAGUGCAUACAGCUCCAGCUCAUGGUAUGGAAGAUUACAGUGUAGCUUCUCAUCAUCAACUGCCCAUGGACUGUCUGGUAGAUGAAGAUGGACUUUUCACAGAAGCUGCAGGUUCAGAGCUCCAAAAGAAAGCUGUUCUUGGAGAAGGAAAUGAGACUGUCAUUGAGAUGCUUCAAGCAGCAAAGAAUUUAUUGAAAGAAGAGAAAUAUGUACACAGCUAUCCCUAUGACUGGAGGACUAAAAAACCUGUGAUUAUUCGGGCCAGCAAACAGUGGUUCAUUAAUACAGAGAAUCUCAAGACUGCUGCUCAGGAAGCAUUAAAGAAAGUAAAAACUGUCCCAGCCUCAGGAAUGAACAGAAUGCUAGAAAUGUUGGAAAGACGGACCUAUUGGUGCAUAUCAAGGCAGAGGUGCUGGGGUGUCCCCAUUCCAGUUUUUUACCAUAAAUCAACAGGGGAGCCUUUAAUAAACAAAAAAAGCACUGAGAAUGUUAUUAAACUAGUGGAGCAACAUGGCAGUGAUGUCUGGUGGACACUUCCUAUUGAACAGCUUCUUCCCAAAGAGGCUCUGGCAAAGGCUGCUAAUGAUAUCCAGGAAUAUGUACAAGGACAAGAUGUGUUGGAUAUUUGGUUUGACAGUGGAACAUCUUGGGCUCAUGUUUUAGGAG